Paramecium tetraurelia is the source of this 192-nucleotide messenger RNA. RefSeq lists its product as uncharacterized. The record is from RefSeq and is a predicted model, not a curated record. The transcript has a single exon. NCBI's taxonomy places the organism in Eukaryota, Ciliophora, Oligohymenophorea, Peniculida, Parameciidae.
AUGUAUGAUAGACGAACUAAAUACCAUUUUAACUUAAUUUUGACAAUUGGGGAUUAUUGGGGGUGUGAUAAUAUUGUUUAUGAAUGUGAUGCGCUUUUUGUAUAGGGAAAUGGAUAAGAAAAUAUAAAAAAUGUUUUUGGGAAUGCCUACAGAAGAUAAUCGUAAGGAUGUUGGUUCUAAGAAGAAGCGUGA